AAAGGAUCAAAGGAAAGCAUCACCACCACCAGCACUGAUGAUGAUAGGAAAGAUGAUUUCACUCCUGAUAGUAGUUUCAAGAAACUGAGAAUGCUUGAUGUGUUUGCUGGCUGUGGAGGAUUAUCUGAAGGUUUUCAUCAAGCCGGAGUAGCUGAUUCAUGUUGGGCAGUUGAGAUUGAUGAGCCAGCUGCUCAAGCUUUCAGACUAAACUACAGUCAAACAACAGUAUUCACUGACGACUGUAAUAUACUGCUUAGUUUAGUAAUGGAGGGUGCUAAAACUAACUCCAGAGGUCAGUCCUUGCCUCAGAAAGGUGAUGUUGAGUUGUUGUGUGGUGGACCUCCUUGUCAGGGAUUCAGUGGAAUGAACAGAUUUAAUUCGAGAGAAUAUUCUCAAUUUAAGAAUUCACUUGUCAUCUCUUAUUUAAGUUUUUGUGAGUAUUAUCGUCCUCAAUUCUUUCUACUUGAAAGUGUCCGUAAUUUUGUGUCCUUCAAAAAGAGCAUGGUUCUUAAACUAACACUGCGCUGUCUAGUAAAGAUGGGCUAUCAGUGUACAUUUGGUGUCUUGCAAGCUGGUCAAUAUGGAGUACCUCAGACAAGAAGAAGAGCUAUUAUACUUGCAGCUGCCCCAGGAGAGAAGCUCCCUCACUUUCCUAACCCAACUCAUGCAUUCAGUCCAAGGGUCUGUCAAUUAACUGUAGUGGUCAAUGACAUUAAGUAUGAGGGGAGUAUAAGAAUGGACUCAGCUCCCUACAGGACAAUUACUGUCAGAGACUCGAUGUCAGACCUGCCUCACAUUAAGAAUGGAUCAGCUGUACGCUCCAUGAACUAUAAUGGAGAGCCACACUGUCACUAUCAGAGACUGAUGCGUGGUAAUCAGCACCAGCCAGUGUUGUAUGAUCACAUAUGUAAAGAGAUGAAUCCAUUGGUUGCUGCCCGUAUGAGGUACAUACCAAUUGGGCCUGGAUCAGACUGGAGGGACCUUCCUAAUAAAUGUAUUAGACUCUCUGAUGGAACUACUGUACCCAAACUUCAAUAUAGUCAUCAUGAUAAAAAGAAUGGGAGAGCUAAGAAUAAGUCAUUAAGAGGUGUCUGUUCCUGUGCCACUGGUCAACCUUGUGACUCUUCUUGCAGGCAGUAUGGGACCCUUAUACCAUGGUGCUUACCACAUACAGGUAGAGAAUAA
Amphimedon queenslandica is the source of this 1185-nucleotide messenger RNA. RefSeq names its product DNA (cytosine-5)-methyltransferase 1-like. Gene Ontology annotation, biological process: negative regulation of gene expression via chromosomal CpG island methylation. Gene Ontology annotation, molecular function: DNA binding; DNA (cytosine-5-)-methyltransferase activity. The record is from RefSeq and is a predicted model, not a curated record. Gene Ontology annotation, cellular component: nucleus. The annotation marks the transcript as partial. Lineage: Eukaryota; Metazoa; Porifera; Demospongiae; Haplosclerida; Niphatidae. The transcript is spliced from 9 exons.